AUGGCACCCGCAGUGGACCCUUCCGUCACCUCAGACGCUAGCUUCUCUUUUGCCUCGAAAAGCGAAAGCCCAGAUCUAGGACUUAUACCUCCUCCCAUGGCCCAACAGCCGUCACCAUACCGGCCAACCGUCAUCCGAGCCGGCGACGAAGUCGAAUUCUUUUCGGGCGAGCUAGACCGCCACCUCACCGACCUCAGAGGAACCACAGAAGAGAAGCGCGCCCAGGUCUUCCAGCUUGUCGACUCUUACCAUGCAUACUCGAGGAAAAGGGCGGAUCGGCUCCGCGAGCGCCAGCCACGCAAACUCACCCUCCGCGAAAACGAAAUGGACAUUGACGAUAACGAAACCGACGACCUAACCGCAAACUUCGACGAAGAAUAUCGGAAAUCAGAAGAGGAGGCGCAAACAUGGGAUCUCCUUAGGCGCAUGCUGCCCCUGGAGUACGGCCAAGACGAAACAUCUCAGUUGAAGCGACACACGAAACCAUCCGUACAGUCACGAAACCAUUACUGGAAUGAUUUCAUGCUGUCCGACUCGUUGGCAAGGGAACAAAAGGUCGUGCUAGAGUGGCUCCAAAGCAGCGCAAGCCACGGACCGCCAGUGGACGACAUUGUGAGCCACCUUCAGGAGAGCGCAGAGAGGGGUGACAUCCUUGCCCAUGGCUGGCUUCAUACUCGCACCAAGAUCAAGUUGCAGAAGAGCGUGAACGGUUACCAAGGACCGCUUGACCCAAGGGCAUUUGGCUUUGCCGAAUCACAUCUCAGCUCCAACACGCUCGUCACUCAGCUCGAUCCCGAUGCUAUCACACGGCAGGCUCGCAGGUUGGAAACCCAGGAUGACUUUUUCGAGCGCGCCAUCUGGUUGGGCUGCUUUGAAAUGCUACGUCGUGGCUAUUCAAUGGCUGAGAUUCGAGAAUGGUGCUCUGUGAGGACGGAGCUAUGGAGAGCUGCGUCCCUUGCGCCCCUACCGCUUGCGAACCCGGAAGACGAGGACCAGCCCGACUUUGACCCGCGGUCGCUGGUUCUAUGGAGGCGGAUGUGCUUUUCCACCGCUCGGGAUGGUGGAACUAGUGAUUACGACCGGGCGGUCUAUGGCCUGCUGGCCGGUGACAUCGCGAGUGUAGAGAAGGUGUGCGAGACGUGGGAUGACCUGCUAUUUGCUCACUAUAACGCUCUACUUCGAACGCGGUUCGACUCGUAUUUGGUCAAGCACGGUGGAGACGAGGCUGCUAGGGCCGCCCAACAGUUCCCUGCUUUCAACGCUGUUUUGCAUCACGGAGAUCCGCACUCAGUCAGCAAGAGGCUCGUUACCCUCCUCGAGACGGAUUCGAGGACGAGCACUGAAGCUACAAGGCCAUCCAAGGCACUGCAGGGUGCCAUUGUUGCCCAUGAACUCGGCCGUUAUUUGACUAACCAGGGACUCGUCCUGGCGAAGCACGCAAACCAACGAUCAAAGUCCAACUUGAUCCCUCCAGUUGACCUGCAAGUCCCAGAUGAUCUUAAUCACCCUAAAUACUUCAAUCUGUCGGACCACAACAGCCUUCGUGUGCUCAGUCACGUUCUCAUCAUUUACACUACUCUCAACGGGCUCAGCGAGACCCGUAUCAUUUCCGAUGUCCGUCAAGAAGCCAUGGAGAACAUUAUCGCAGCCUAUAUCAGCUACCUCCGCCUCGCCAAUAUGGAGGAGAUGAUACCACUUUAUUGCUCCAAGCUACACGGCCAGCGCGUAUACGAGGCGCUUAGCCGAAAUCUUAUCCACAUUCUCGACAACGACGCACGGAGGGUGCAGAUUUCUAUUAUGAACAGACUAGGCAUCAGUGUUUCGGAGUUUGUCAAGAGGCAACCAGAGGUUUUCCUUAGCGAUGUCAACGACCUUUCACAGCCCUGUGAGGCUAAGGGGAGAUUCAAGGUGUUGGAGGACGGCCCGGCCACACUGAAGUACGGCCGUAUAGUGAAGCCGGAUUUCUUUGGUGACGACGAGGAGGAAGAAUUUGACACAGAAGAGGGACAUAUCAUCUGCUCUCUGGAAUGGCUCAUGCUGACCGAUGCAUUGUUCGUGGAGACAUGCUCAUAUGUCAUCAGGGCCUACAAGUAUUUCCUAAAACGCGCACGCUUGCGUGCUGCCCGUGCACUCUCUCAGAGGGUGCCAGCCCGGGAAAUCAUCCGAAGGAAGACCGGAAUUCUGGUCGGGGGAGAGGAAGAUGGCGGCAGUAUCGAAUGGUUCUCCGAGUUCGCCGCCAGUGAGCUGCCAGAAGAGUUGCUCGCGCGUUACGCUGGUGACAAGGACGCGCUCGUCGCACACGUACGAAACAUGUGGGAGCUUGAGUGUCUUGUCAAGGCGCUCGACUCGAUGGAGACCUUGUCUUCUUUGGCAGGUCUCGCCAGAGAGGAUAGCACCAACUCCCGUGAAAUGUGGCAGCAUACAAGCAAGGAAGUCCGCGCGGCCAAGGCAUGCAUGCAACCAGUUCUAAAGGGGUGGUUGACAGAGUCUAUUCGGCCCGAUCCCGAUUUCCAAGCUCUUCGCGAGGCCUACAUCCCAGAGACCGUGCUGGCCCUCGUUAGUUCUUUGCACUUCGCCGGCGCCACUCUCUCCCGCGACUACUUGCUCGAAUGCAUGGAGCUGGCUGCGGUUGUCGCUGAGAAGGGAUCAACUGCUGCUCAGGAGUUCGUCAAGGCUGGCAGGAUGAAGGAGCUUGUAGAGGCAUUUGCCUCAUGCAGCAAGGCACUCGCUAUCUUCGCGAGCGAAAAGAAGGCCACCUCUAAGGAGACGAAGAAGAUCAGGGAGAACGGUUGGUCUCGGGAGCUCUGGUCUGUCAAGCCACAAUAG
Messenger RNA from Sordaria macrospora k-hell, 2826 nucleotides. RefSeq lists its product as uncharacterized. Gene Ontology annotation, molecular function: structural constituent of nuclear pore. Gene Ontology annotation, biological process: mRNA export from nucleus; protein import into nucleus; post-transcriptional tethering of RNA polymerase II gene DNA at nuclear periphery. Lineage: Eukaryota; Fungi; Ascomycota; Sordariomycetes; Sordariales; Sordariaceae. The record is from RefSeq and is a predicted model, not a curated record. Gene Ontology annotation, cellular component: nuclear pore; nuclear pore outer ring.